CCGCACGCAGCACCUACGAACGUACAUACAACACCACCCGUGCCCCUCCUCCUCCUCCUCCCGUCCUCCCUCCUUCCCGCCUCUCUUCCUCUUCCCUCUCCUCGGCCACGUCGCCCCAUCAUCGCCGUGGUGAUUGACACUCACACUGCUUCUCCAGCUCAGACAUCCAUACCUCUCUCACUCCCGCUCUCAUUCUCUCUAUAUACUUGUACUUUGGUAGCUUGCCGAAUCUCUCAAUCUCUCUCUCCCCCUCGUUUUCCCCCUCCACGAUACUUCUUCGUACCUACAUCCGACAACGACAGCUCGCGGCACAAGCAGCAACACAGACACAAACAAAAACAACAUUCGACGCCCGUAUCUCACAAGCAACGUCACAGAUUCCCACCACCAUGGCGAACCUCCCCACCAACGUGCACGUCUCGUCCCACCCCUGCCUCCAGGCCAAGCUCUCCCAGCUACGCUCCCGCUCCGCCGACUCCUGCGCCGUCAAGGCCCUCGUCCACGACAUCAGCCUCCUCGUCGCCUGCGAGGCCCUGGCGCGCAACCUGACGGCGGCAACUGGCCCCAGUGAUGAGACGCCCUUGGGCUUCACGUACACCACUACCACCACCUCCCCCGAAACAAUGUGCAUCGUGCCCAUUCUCCGCUCUGGCCUCGCCAUGGUAGACGCCGUCCAAACCAUGCUCCCCGUCUCCGUCCCCAUCCACCACCUCGGCAUGUACCGCGAGCAAACCACCCUCGCCCCCGUCGAGUACUACAACAACCUCCCGAGCCGCACCUCCACCUCCAAGGAGGCCAACCCCCCGCAAACCUCCUCCUCCUCAUCAUCACCGCCCCCGCAACCGUCCUCCCUCGCCAUCAUCGUCGACCCCGUCAUCGCCACGGGCGGCACCUGCGCCGCCGCCAUCCAGACCCUGCGCGAGUGGGGCGCCCGCCGCGUCCUCGUCCUCGCCCUCCUCGGCGCAGAGGAGGGCGUCCGCAAGGCCGCCGCCGAGUGGCCCGAGGGCACCGAGCUCUGGCUCGCUGGCUUGGACGGGAGGCUCACCCCGCAGGGCAUGCUGGACCCGGGGCUGGGCGACAUUGGCGAUAGGCUGUACUUGACCAUGGGCAAGUAACUAACUACGAAGUAACUUAGAAAGGGAUGGGGAUGGGAAAUGCCGUAGUGUUCUUACACAGUUGGCUGAUGUGCGUGCUGUGGCUGGCCGGCGUGCGAUCUGAAUGACGGAAACCACUGAAUACCUACAUACAUUAAUCCUACAAGCCUCAUCUUAAAGAUCCAA
Molecule: messenger RNA, 1280 nt
Organism: Purpureocillium takamizusanense
Lineage: Eukaryota; Fungi; Ascomycota; Sordariomycetes; Hypocreales; Ophiocordycipitaceae
Product: Uracil phosphoribosyltransferase
Exons: 3
Coding region: 390-1115 (241 amino acids)
Source: RefSeq, a predicted model, not a curated record